Molecule: messenger RNA, 3322 nt
Organism: Osmia lignaria (orchard mason bee)
Lineage: Eukaryota; Metazoa; Arthropoda; Insecta; Hymenoptera; Megachilidae
Product: Mediator complex subunit 25
Biological process (GO): positive regulation of transcription by RNA polymerase II
Cellular component (GO): transcription regulator complex; mediator complex
Source: RefSeq, a predicted model, not a curated record
GUUUAGGCUACUUUGGUAUUUCAGAAUCUAGUAUGUAAAACAUGAACACUCAUAAGGUGACAUUUCUUCUGUAACAUCUAUCAAAUGUUAUAUUGUAUAAUUAAUAAGUAUCAUUUUUAAUGUAUGUACAAUUAUUUUGUCUACAAACUUUAAGAUAUUAUUCACUGACCUAUACUGAGAUGGUGUUCUAAUGUUCUAUCAUAAAAUCUCUUAUUAUAGACAACAUAAUAUCAAUAAAGAUUUACCAAGUGUUAAACAUUUUAUUUCAUAAAUAUUCAACUAGGGGUGGAUACAUUAACUGAUUGAUAAUAAUAAUAGUUAAAUAUAACAUGAAGUUGUAACCUAUGGAUCCAUGACUUUGUUAAUAUAUUAAAAAAUAAUAUUUAAUAUACUUUUGUAGAUUAAAUUUUACAUUUUUAUGUAUUUGAAAGAUUGAGCUAAAAAUGGUUGCUGGUCCAACAGAACAUGGCAUACAAGCCGAUGUAAUAUUUGUAAUUGAAGGAACAGCUGUCAAUGGAGCUUACCUUAAUGAUCUUAAAACAAAUUAUCUUAUUCCAACACUUGAGUACUUUAGUCAAGGUGGCAUUGAAGAUAGAGAAUAUGUUUCUGAGCAGAAUAGCACAACAUUAUAUGGUGUAGUAGUAUAUCAUGCUGCUGAUUGUUUACCAGCUCCAUGUACUGAGACAUUUGGACCAUACGCUAAUCCUCAUAAAUUGUCAUUGGUUUUAGAUAAAAUAGAAAUGGUUGGAGGAAAAGGAGAAUGUUUUGCAAAUAUUGGAGAAGGUCUUGCGACAGGACUACAGUGUUUUGAGGAUCUGCAGUUGAGACGCGAACCUAAUACUGCAUCACAAAAACAUUGUAUUUUAAUUUGCAAUUCUCCUCCAUAUCAAACAGUUAUACAGGAAUCGUAUAAAUUUUCUGGUCACACUAUAGAACAACUUGCUGCAAUUUAUCAAGAGAGAAAUAUUAAUCUUUCAAUAUUAUCGCCUAGAAAAAUACUGGCGUUGUUUAAAUUGUUUGAAAAAGCUGGAGGGGAUUUACAGUCAUCACAGACUAAAAAUUAUGCUAAAGAUCCACGACACUUGGUAUUGUUACGUAAUUACAAUUUGAAAGAAAGACCCGUUAGCCCUACAAUGGGCGGAGCCGUUCACACAACGCCGGGUACUGCUGCACAAAUUCCAUUAAGUCCAUUGCAAAGUAACGAUAGUCCGAAUACAAAUCAAGUUCAGCAAAAUAUUGCUCAACCACCUCAAUCGCACGGUCCAACAUUCAGAAAUCAAACACCUCAAAGUACUACUUCAGUUCAUCAAGCAUUAGUACCAAUGGCAACUAGUAUGAACCCUGGACGACCUCCUUACAACCCUUAUAACCCCACACCUACAGGUGUAGUAGCAAGAACGGGUCACACUAGAUGGAGACCGUAUCCUGCAGCAGGAACUACUGGUCCAACAAAUACGCAAGCUAGUGCUCUGAUAGCACAAUUAAAUCAACCACCCACCCUCAUUGGAGGGGGACACAAUGUAACUCCGUUCGGACAAAGGAUGGAUGUAGGUAAUACUAAUGUUAUGGCAGCCAAUGCUCAACAACAACAGCAGCAACAGCAGCAGCAGCAGCAGCAGCAACAACAAUUAGCGCAACAGCAGCAGCAGUUGAGACUAACAAUGCAAUUACAACAGCAGCAGCAGCAGCAACAGCAGCAGCAACAACAACAGCAGCAACAACAACAAAAUGUUCAACAAGGUUCAAUGCCUAUAACAGCACAACAGUCGCAUGGCCAAGGUGGACCACAAUUAACAGUAUCAUGUGUUAGUCAAUCAAUGCCCACACAAGUUCCACAAACAGUUACUGCUUCUCAAACGCAAGCAUCAGUAUCGUCAGUUACUCAGCAACAAGUAACGCAUUCUCAAGCACAGGGUAAUGUAACGGGUGGUACAGUACCGGGUCUACAAAUGAAUACAGCGCGCGAAAGGCAUACGAUAUGGCAGGGUAUCAUUGAAUGGGUUGAAAAAGCUAAAACACCCGCUGAUGCUCCAAAACAGACAAGGCACCUUCCUUGUCAAGUUUCUGCCAAUUCCAAGGAUGGCGAUCCAGAGUUGAAAGCUGAUACUUGGCCACAAAAGUUAAUUAUGCAAUUGAUGCCAAAACAAUUAAUAGGAAAUAUUGGUGGAUCCUACUUGAAAAAUUCAAAAUCAGUUCUUUUUCAUCCAACGCCUUGCGAAGCACUAGAAUCUUUAACGAAAGUUAUGAGCUCAGGAUUUGCUGGCUGUGUUCAUUUCACUUCUUUGCCACCAGCGACGGCUUGUGACAUAAAAGUACUUAUUCUCCUCUAUACAGCUGAAAAGAGAACUUAUUUAGGAUUCAUCCCAAACGAUCAGACAGGUUUUGUAGAUCGACUUCGAAAAGUAAUUCAACAACAAAAAACAUCACACGGUCCUGUAAGGCAGGGACAAGGUGGAGCAGCACAAGGAAAUCCAAUAUCUGGCCCAAUGCCUACCACGGGUACAUCGCAAGGGGGUAUUCUUAUGUCUCAAACAAAUACUAUAGCUAUGGGAGGAGGACAGAUAACGCAAAAUGUAGUUUCUACAAAUGCUCCACAGCAAACGUUAACAUCAUCUGCUGGUCCUCAGAAUCAAAUAAACAUGCAGACUGGUGGUAUGGCUGGUCCUCAAGUGGCUCCCGGUUCUGGCGCGAUGAUGGGACAACAAAGACCACCGUUUGAUGACAUUGAAAUAGCUAGGCAUCAAAAUUUGUUAAAAAUUCAGCAAUUACGUCAAACGUUAGAAGCCGCGCAACAACAAGAGGCUCAAUAUAAAUCACAACUGGAAGUAAAUAUUCAACAGAAUUUAGAAGUAGCACAGCAGCAGGAAAUGCAGUAUAAACAACAACUGGAGGCUCAACAAGCUCAAAGAGCACUUAAUCCUGGCGGUAUGACAAACCAACAGGCGAAUGCUACGAGGUUGAUGCGACCAGUUUCAAAUAUGGGAUUAAGACAUUUAUUGCAACAAUCACAACCGCCGUACAGGCAACAGGUAUUUGGGUUACAGCAACAAAUGGUAGGUCCCAGAGGCCAAGCUACAAGACCUAUGGCUCCUGGUAAUCCGCAAAAUCAACAAUUUGAAGAUGUUUCUAAUUAUGAUUUCCUUGGAUAAAUGAAAUGAAUAGAUGAAUUUAAAUAAAUAUUUUUUAAACAGAGAUUAAUACACCGUGAAUGCUAUAUUUAAAGAAAUUAAACUGAACGAAUAACAAUUUUCCACAUAUAUUAUACAGCUUCAAGCAUUGUAUUUGUACAUAUACAUAUAUUAAAAAAUGCAUGUUAACGCUA